Molecule: messenger RNA, 2346 nt
Organism: Pararge aegeria (speckled wood butterfly)
Lineage: Eukaryota; Metazoa; Arthropoda; Insecta; Lepidoptera; Nymphalidae
Product: glutathione hydrolase 1 proenzyme-like
Exons: 10
Coding region: 207-2147 (646 amino acids)
Biological process (GO): glutathione catabolic process
Cellular component (GO): plasma membrane
Molecular function (GO): glutathione gamma-glutamate hydrolase
Source: RefSeq, a predicted model, not a curated record
CAAAUUCACUGCAUACAAUCACAACUUAACAUAUUUGCUGUUCUUGAGUGUUAUUAUUACGUUAUAUUAGUGCAAAACGCUUAAACUUUCCAGUGGUUUCUUAAACGUAUGAAUUAACAUUAUGUAAGCGGUUUUUGAAGAUGUUUAAAGGUUAUGUUGUUAUUGCCAAGUUGCGAUGUCAGGAACUGGAGUGAUAACAUUAAAACAUGGAUAAUUCUUUAAACAGUGGUCUGCAUCGUCGGCAUUUCAUUAGUAACCACGUGGAUGACAUUCCAAUGGAUACCAUUCGAUUAGUUUCUCCGAUAAACAGGUUUGCGAUAUUGCAAGGGCACUUCAGCAAUGAUGAGAAUAAUUAUCCUGAAAAGCCCUACAAAUUUAGGACGAAGCUUAUAAUAUCGGGAUUAGUCAUUCUUAUAUUAAUAUCGGCGUUAAGCGGAUAUCUCAUCGGCAAAGCAGAUUAUAAUGCGUGGAAGUUAGCUGAACCAUUGGACCCAAUCAGUCCUCUAAAACCCUCACCGUCGUUGCUCCAAGUCUUCAAGAGAGCGGCGGUCUGCACAGACGCCCCUCCAUGCUCGGAAAUAGGAAGACGCAUCCUAUCCGUAAAUGGGUCAGCGGUGGACGCUACGAUCGCCGCCAUGUUCUGCAAUGGCCUCCAUAAUCAGCAGAGCAUGGGGCUCGGUGGGGGGUUCUUCAUGACGGUCUACAUAAAGGAGGAGGAAAAAGCCUACACAGUGAACGCUCGGGACAAGGCACCGGCUGCUGCUUCGAAGGACAUGUUUAACGGGAACUUUGAUAGAGCAUCUAAAGGUCCUCUAUCCGUUGGUGUUCCCGGCGAGCUUCGCGGCAUGUGGGCUGCCCACAAACGGUGGGGCAAGCUGCCCUGGGAGAGCCUCGUGAAACCCACGUUAGAGUUCUGCAAAUACGGGUUCAUCAUGUCCAAAGCCUUGCACGACGGAUUGGAAACCGCCCCGUAUGUCAAGAAUGAUCCUCAUUUGAAGAGGACGUACUACAACACGUCGAAGGACAAGUUCCAUAAGCCGGGUACUCUAGUAAAACCUUCGGAGGCUUUGUGCAACACACUCAGAAUCAUCGCGGAGAAAGGGGGCGACGUGCUUUAUAACGGAACCCUUGCUGUGGACUUUUUAGAAGAUCUGCAGCGUGUAGGCAGCAUCAUCACGGCUGAAGACCUUAGGGACUACCAGGCAAAAAUCACAGAUCCAAUAGCAGUAACGUUGAGCAGCGGCGACAUCCUCUACACACCGCCGCCCCCGAGCAGUGGCGCUAUCCUGGUGAACAUUCUGAACAUCCUCAGCGGAUACAACUUCAAUGAGGACAGCAUAAACAGCACAGAUAACAAAAUACUGACGUACCACAGGACUUUAGAAGCCUUCAAGUAUGCUUACGCGGCGAGGACUAAGUUAGGGGAUAUUGAUUUCUUGGAUUUGAAUGAGUUCCUCCAAAAUAUUACGGCGCCAGAAUAUGGUGCACAAAUCAGACUGAGGAUCAACGAUUCUUCGACCAGCAAUGACACAAACUACUACGGGGCGACAGAGUACAACAAGCCGGAUUCGGGGACCGCACACAUUUCUGUCAUCGCUGAUAAUGGCGACGCGGUUUCCAUGACCAGCUCUAUUAACUUUUACUAUGGUGCAGGCUUCUCAACACUCAACACGGGUAUAGUCAUGAACAAUGUGAUGGACGAUUUCUCUUCCCCUGGCUUCUCGAACUCCUUCGGCUUGAAGCCCUCUCCGGCGAACUUCAUCGCGCCAGGGAAGAGGCCACUGUCUUCAAUGAGUCCAAGCAUCAUCGUUGAUAGGUAUAACAACGCGAAGCUUGUCAUUGGAGCAUCGGGUGGGACUAAAAUCGUUACAGCUAUUGCUCAGGUAACAAUGCGCAAGUUGUGGUUCGGACAGACGAUCAAGGAGGCCGUGGACGAAGCCCGAAUACACCAUCAGAUAUUCCCCAUGACCGUUCAAUAUGAGUUUGGAAUUAUUGAGGACAUAGUACAAGGUUUACGUGCGAAAGGACACGGUAUGGAGCGGUAUCGUGGCAGAGGCUCUAUCAUUUGCGCACUCUUCCGGAACAAAACCGCCAUCUUCGCUAACGCUGACUUUAGGAAAGGUGGCGACGUAGCUGGGAUGGAUUAAGUUGCAGAACAUUUUAAAUAAGGAAUUUAUUCUGGGCCGGACUCAAAAAUAUAGCUCUAAUUUAUUUGUGAUAACGUGAUAACCUUCGAUCAUAUAAAUCUUAAUAAUAAGAUACCUACUAGAAAUGUCAUUUCCCGAAUACCACAUGAGCACAACUGUCGUAAAGGUUAGCUCUGGACCCAGACGCCGUGGAAGAUCC